Annulohypoxylon truncatum is the source of this 1382-nucleotide messenger RNA. RefSeq names its product Septin-domain-containing protein. Gene Ontology annotation, molecular function: molecular adaptor activity; GTP binding; GTPase activity. The record is from RefSeq and is a predicted model, not a curated record. The transcript has 4 exons. Gene Ontology annotation, biological process: cytoskeleton-dependent cytokinesis. NCBI's taxonomy places the organism in Eukaryota, Fungi, Ascomycota, Sordariomycetes, Xylariales, Hypoxylaceae. Gene Ontology annotation, cellular component: cytosol; septin ring; cell division site. Bases 128 to 1282 code for a protein of 384 amino acids.
CCGACAAUUCUCAUCAUAACUCCGAGAAUAGAAUUGAACUCGUUUCUUGGGUUCAUCUCUAUACAUCUCUGUCUAUUCUGUUCCGUAACUUAAUAGCUAUCGACACCCUUUAAUCAUCACCGCCAACAUGCCUCCUGCCACCGCCGAAAGCGCGUCGCCAAUUGGCAUUGCCAAUCUGCCCAACCAGCGACACAAGAUCGUUGCUAAGCGAGGUGCUGCUUUUACUAUCAUGGUUGCUGGUGAAUCGGGAUUGGGCAAGACCACCUUCAUCAACACCCUCUUUUCCACUACCAUCAAGAACUAUGCCGACCACAAGCGACGACACCAGAAGCAGGUUGACAAGACCGUCGAGAUUGAGAUUACCAAGGCUGAGCUGGAGGAGAAGUUCUUCAAGGUACGCCUGACCGUUAUUGACACUCCAGGCUUUGGAGACUACGUGAACAACCGAGAUUCGUGGAUGCCUAUCAUCGAGUUCUUGGAUGACCAGCACGAGUCCUACAUGCUUCAGGAGCAACAACCCCGCCGAAAUGAUAAGAUUGAUCUUCGUGUCCACGCCUGCUUGUACUUCAUCAGACCAACCGGCCACACCCUUAAGCCUCUAGAUAUUGAGGUUAUGAAGAGACUCUGCUCCAGAGUUAACCUGAUUCCCGUCAUCGCCAAGGCUGAUACCUUGAGCCCUGUUGAUCUUGCCAAAUUCAAGGCUAAGAUCCGUGCCGUCAUUGAGGCCCAGAGCAUCAAGAUCUACCAGCCCCCGGUUGAGGAGGAUGACGAAGCUGCUGCCCAGCACGCGCGUAGCCUUAUGGCCGCUAUGCCAUUCGCUGUUAUUGGCUCUGAGAAGGACGUCAAGACCGGCGAUGGACGUAUCGUCAAGGGCCGCCAGUACUCCUGGGGUGUUGCCGAGGUCGAGAACGAGGACCACUGCGAUUUCAAGAAGCUGCGCUCGAUCUUAAUCCGCACUCACAUGCUUGACCUCAUCCACACGACCGAGGAGUUACAUUACGAGGCGUACCGUGCUCAACAGAUGGAGACCCGGAAGUUCGGCGAGGCUCGUCCCCGCAAGCUCGAUAACCCCAAGUACAAGGAGGAGGAAGAGGCUCUUCGCAAGCGCUUCACCGAGCAGGUCAAGAUCGAGGAACAACGAUUCCGACAAUGGGAGCAGAAGCUCAUUGCCGAGCGCGAUCGCCUCAACAAGGAUCUCGAGCAGACCCACGCUCAGAUCAAGCAGCUCGAGAACGAAUUGGAGCAAAUGCAGGGCAGCGUUGCUCGCAGCGGUCGUCGCUAGAAUCGCUAGAACACUUUUUACCAUAUUCGGCAACUAGAAAGUUUUGGUUCGGCUAGUGCUAGUUAACGCUUUUUCCCAUCUGAGACGGGUGUGUACGGAG